Messenger RNA from Filobasidium floriforme, 768 nucleotides. RefSeq lists its product as uncharacterized. Lineage: Eukaryota; Fungi; Basidiomycota; Tremellomycetes; Filobasidiales; Filobasidiaceae. Bases 1 to 768 code for a protein of 255 amino acids. The record is from RefSeq and is a predicted model, not a curated record. The transcript has a single exon.
AUGCUCGCACUUCCCGAAAUUAUCACCUUGAAGAGUGGACUUGCGUGCCUUGUCAUUGCGUAUGCUGCGGACGAUCAGUUCCUGAGGAUGGCGGAGGUGCUCAGGAAGGCCAGCAUGGACAGAGUGGACUUGAUCUUCCAGAUUUGGAUCGAUGAGAUCAGCAGUUCCAAAGAUCAGGCUGUGCAAAAGACCCUAUCGAGGAUUGGGCCAAAUGCACACAUCACCGAAAAACUGGAUUCGACUUACCUCGAGACCCAGCAGGACUCUUCGAGUACAGGGCUCGCGAGUACGAUCCAGCUCAAAAUGGCUUUGAGCCCCCAACGUCUCACCGGAUCGUACCCAUCGACUGAAUGGACGUGUUUUAUUUCCAAGAACCCGAAAGACGCCCUGGGUCCGGCCACACAGCUUCACUUCCUGGAGGCGCUCAAGACUUCAAGGAUCGACGAUCUCAAAAGUCAAGGCCUCAUGCUCCGGGAAUCAUCGAUGCCUGGACGUGAGGAAAUCAUCAUAGCACGACCUUGGGACGAUCGGACGAUCAACAUCUACGAUUCAAGUUCGAACGACGGUCGAUCUAUGGACUUGACUGAGCGCGACCUGCCAAGCAUCUCAGAAGAGCCAGAUGAGAGUUUCCAACGGCCAGAAUAUGAUCCCACUUUUGCGUCUGCCGUCACAGGAGACAACGACAGGAGGGUUCACAGCUCUCGUCGGUCGUUCUCGCUGUUGACCUUCCUAUUGAAGAUUGGCAAGCGCAAAGAGAAGAAGCCUUGA